ACCCGCACGCAAGACCAAAGCCCUGCUGCAGAUGGUGCAGCAGUUUGCGGUGGACUUUGAGAAGUGCAUCGAGGGCUCUGGUGACCAGAUCGACACCUACGAGCUGUCAGGAGGCGCUCGCAUCAACCGCAUCUUCCAUGAACGCUUCCCCUUCGAGCUCGUCAAGAUGGAGUUUGAUGAGAAGGAGUUGCGCAAGGAGAUCAGCUAUGCCAUUAAGAACAUCCACGGUAUCAGAACUGGCCUCUUCACCCCCGACAUGGCCUUUGAGACCAUCGUGAAGCGGCAGAUUGGCAAGACCAAGGAGCCUUGUCAGAAGUGUGUGGACCUGGUCAUCACUGAGCUGGUCACCACGGUCAGAUCGUGCACCAAGAAGCUUGCCCAGUAUCCCAUGCUGAGGGAGGAGAUGGAGAGGAUCGUCACCCAGCACAUCAGAGACCGUGAGAGCCGCGCUAAAGACCAGGUGAUGCUUCUGAUUGACAUUGAGCUGGCCUACAUGAACACCAACCAUGAGGACUUCAUUGGAUUCGCUACUGCUCAGCAGAGGAGCAGUCAGAAGAGCAUGAAGAAAGCAGCUGGCAAUCAGGAUGAGAUAAUGGUGAUCAGGAAGGGAUGGCUGACCAUCAACAACAUUGGCAUCAUGAAGGGCGGAGCCAAAGAGUACUGGUUCGUCCUGACUGCAGAGAACAUGUCCUGGUACAAGGAUGAUGAGGAGAAAGAGAAAAAGUACAUGCUGACGGUGGACAACCUGAAGCUGCGUGAUAUUGAGAAGGGCUUCAUGUCCAGCAAGCACAUCUUCGCCCUGUUCAACACUGAGCACAGGAAUGUGUAUAAGGAUUACCGGCAGCUGGAGUUGGCCUGUGAGAGUCAGGAUGAGGUGGACAGCUGGAAGGCCGCCUUUCUGCGGGCUGGAGUUUACCCUGAACGUGUGGUGGAUAAGGAGAAGAGUGAGUCCAUAGAUGAGGGCAGCUCGGACGGCUUCAUGCACUCCAUAGACCCUCAGCUGGAGCGGCAGGUGGAGACCAUCCGCAGCCUGGUGGACUCCUACAUGGCCAUCGUCAACCGCACCAUCAGAGACCUCAUCCCCAAGACCAUCAUGCACCUGAUGAUCAACAACACUAAGGAGUUCAUCCAUGCGGAGUUGCUGGCGCAGCUGUACUCGUGCGGUGAUCAGAACUCUCUGAUGGAGGAGUCUCAGGAACAGGCUCAGCACCGCGACGAGAUGCUGCGCAUGUACCACGCCCUGCGCGAGGCGCUCAACAUCAUCGGUGACAUCAGCACCACCACCAUCACCACCGCCAUGCCCCCGCCCGUCGACACCUCCUGGCUGCAGGUGCAGGGAGGACCCUCGGGACGCCGGUCUCCGAUGUCCAGCCCCACCCCCCAGCGCCGUGCCCCCCCUGGCCCCCCUCGUCCCAGUGGACGCAGUGCCCCCCCGACCCCCCCUGCCACAGGAGUGCCGCCGGUGCCCUCUCGCCCGGGCGCCUCGCCCGACCCUACCGCACCCCCUCAGGUGCCCCACCGCUCUAACCGCGUGCCACCAGGUGUGCCCAGCCGCCCCAGCAAAGGGAGUCCGUCCCACGGAGAGAGCCCUCAGUCCUCGUUCGACUCUUAAACCCACACUGCUCACUCCUCCUCUCAUCCCUCCUCCUCUUCCUCCCCCUCUUUCUCCUCCUCUCCCUCCUCCUCUCCCUCCUCCUCUCCUCCUCCUCUUCCUCCUCCUCUUCCUCUCCUCCUCCUCAUCUUCCUCCUCCUCUUCCUCCUCAUCUUCCUCUCUUCUCUGUUUGCAGUUCUCGCACCCCUGCUGUCCUCUAUAGGCCUCCUUUCUUCUCCCCUUUCUCUCUCUCUCUCUCUCUCUCUCAUUUCCUCUCUCUCUCUCUCUCUCUCUCUUUCUCCCUCUCCUCCGUGUUCCCCCUCUCUCUCUCCUGCUGUCUGUCUGGGAUGAGAAUGUGACUCAUGGACAUCAGAGGUAACCACGGAGACGACCCUCCUGCCCCUCAGCAGUCACAGCCUGCCCUGACAGCCUGCAGUUCCGGAGAGGGACCACCAGGUGGAGCAACCUGACACUAGACACCAGAGGAAAGGGCUCUCUCCCCCUAGCCCUGUGCCAUAAACACUAACCAGCUGGUCACAGGCCUUUCAGAGAUAUCAGUGUGCAUGUACGUACAUGUGUGUGUGUGUAUGUGUCUGAGUAAGUGUGUAUGUCAGUAGAGUUUUAAUUGUUAUGAAAAUGCUGUAUUGUGUUUGAGAUGUGUUUACACAGAUAUGUAAUCUCAGUAGCCUACUGUAGGUAUCCCCAGAGUAUCUUAACUGCCCCGGGGCCGGGCCAGGUCUGGGCCGGGUGCUGGACAAAUCUGUUCCAAAGCCACCGGCAUCUGGGGUGUAAAAAUAAGGAUUCUAUAUUCAUCACAGCUGCAGCCUCAUGAGUUCCACUCAUUCUGCAGUAGGCGACUGUAGCUCUCUAGGUGCUCCUGUUGUAGAUGCUGUUGCCUAGGUAACAGCUGGAGCAGUCCUGCGCUGGGUCCAUCUCAAAGCGCAUUUGGAUGUGCUGUGAGCCUUCUGCCUGGCCAAGGCCUCGUCAGUUCACAUCGGUUUACAUUCAUAAUGUUUAGAGCUUUGUUUGCUAGUGGUUGUGCGUUUUAUGCUAUAUAUGUACAUAAGAGAAAACUACUGAGAUGUGGGCUGAUUCUGGAACAGUUCCUGGCCCUGACUUAACAGAUCAAAUCCUGAUUCUGAUCAAAAUUCACACCAGAUCCAAUUCUGAUUGUGAUCCAGAUUCACACCAGGUCCAAUUCUGAUUGUGAUCCAGAUUCACGCCAGAUCUGUUCUGGAGUCAGCUGCUAUCUAAACAGAAUGCCUGGGGACACACAGAUGUGGUUGUGUGUACAAUUUGUGUGUAAGUUUGUUUGUAUAUCACUUGACUGCUUCACCAAGCAAAGUAUACACUGGAUGUUUGUGUCUUUAAAGUUUUAAGUCAAAGAUCUUAUACAUUUGGUCAUGUAUUUAAGAAGAUGCCGAUGAUUCUACUGUUAACAUAGGUCACUGCAGGAGCAUCAAUUCUGUAAGUUGUGUGUUAUGAAUAUAUAUAUAAAUUGAAUUGAAUAUAUAUAUAUAUAAAUUAAAUAUAUCUAAUUGAAUGAAAUACACCCUCACCUAAUAUUUAAUACAUGUGAAAUAUGAUGACUGUAAAUGUUAUGGGUCAUGUACAGUGUAUUUGUGGUAUGUCUAUGGGAUUUGUGCUUCCAUUGUUGGCAGUGUAGUCCAAAUGUAAGAUUAUCUUAAUUAUCACUAAUGUGACUGAUGUAGAAAAUAAAUCUGGUUUGUGUGUGUAUGAUUGUGUACAGAAUGCCUGUGUAUAUGUGUGUGAGAGAGAGACAGAAUGUGUGUGUGUGUGUGUGUGUGUGUGUAUGCAUGUGUAUAUUUAUGGAAAUAAAGACUGUGUAUGUUA
Messenger RNA from Alosa sapidissima (American shad), 3445 nucleotides. RefSeq names its product dynamin 1b (gene dnm1b). Gene Ontology annotation, cellular component: membrane; cytoplasm; microtubule. Gene Ontology annotation, molecular function: GTPase activity; microtubule binding; GTP binding. The transcript is spliced from 17 exons. Lineage: Eukaryota; Metazoa; Chordata; Actinopteri; Clupeiformes; Clupeidae. The coding region runs from base 32 to 1612 and encodes 526 amino acids. The record is from RefSeq and is a predicted model, not a curated record.